AUGGCAUCUAGUACUGCUGCAGCUGGUAUGACUUCUUCUUCUGAUGGGUUGGCUUUGGUAAAUCCAUCUUCUUAUGUUGGGUUUGAUUCGAUUACUUCACAGAUUGAACAUCGUUUGUUGAAGAGAGGAUUUCAAUUCAACGUUAUGGUCGUUGGACAUUCUGGUCUGGGUAAGAGUACUUUGAUCAACACUUUGUUUGCAUCUCACUUGGUUGAUUCUUCUACUGGUAAGGACAUCACUCAGGAACCAAUUAGUAAGACCACCGAGAUCAAGGUUUCAACACAUUCUUUAUUGGAAGACCGUGUACGUUUGAACGUGAACGUGAUUGACACUCCAGGUUUUGGUGACCAGAUAAAUAACGACAAAGUUUGGGAACCUAUUGUCAAGUACAUCAAGGAGCAACACUCUCAAUAUUUACGUAAAGAGUUGACUGCUCAACGUGAAAGACACAUUGUAGACACUCGAGUACAUGCAGUGUUAUAUUUCAUCCAACCUAACGGUAAGGGUCUAACAGAACUUGACGUUGCUGCUUUGAAGAGAUUGACAGAAAUCGCUAAUGUUAUCCCGGUGAUCGCUAAAGCUGAUACUUUGACGUUGAAUGAGAGAGCUAACUUCAGAAACAUCUUACAAGAAGAAUUUAAAAAGUACAAUUUCAGAAUCUAUCCAUAUGAUUUAGACGAUCUGACCGAUGAAGAAGUGGAACUGAAUAAAAGUAUAAGAUCUAUUAUUCCAUUUGCCGUUGUAGGAUCUGAAAAGGAGAUUACAGUGAACGGUGAACUAGUAAGAGGAAGAAAAACUCGUUGGGGUGCCAUCAAUGUCGAAGACAUCAACCAAUGUGAGUUCGUAUAUUUAAGAGAAUUUUUGAUCAGGACACACUUGCAAGAUUUGAUUGAGACUACAGCUUUGAUCCACUACGAAAGUUUCAGAUCCAAGCAAUUGAUUGCUUUGAAGGAGAACGCCAACGCUAGAACUUCUGCACACAUGUCUCAGACAUCAACAACAAUGCUGCGUUAA
Messenger RNA from Kluyveromyces lactis, 1014 nucleotides. RefSeq names its product septin CDC10 (gene CDC10). The record is from RefSeq and is a predicted model, not a curated record. Gene Ontology annotation, cellular component: microtubule cytoskeleton; cell division site; septin ring. Bases 1 to 1014 code for a protein of 337 amino acids. Gene Ontology annotation, biological process: cytoskeleton-dependent cytokinesis. The transcript has a single exon. Gene Ontology annotation, molecular function: molecular adaptor activity; GTP binding; GTPase activity. Lineage: Eukaryota; Fungi; Ascomycota; Saccharomycetes; Saccharomycetales; Saccharomycetaceae.